This is a messenger RNA of Thelazia callipaeda (thelaziosis nematode), 345 nucleotides long. Lineage: Eukaryota; Metazoa; Nematoda; Chromadorea; Rhabditida; Thelaziidae. The record is from the annotation of a GenBank genome assembly.
AUGUAUGUAGUCCUGUGGUACAAACAUAUUAAGCCAAUACACGGACGAACGUGGAAUAACGUCGCGUCAUCGAAUGCUUCUUCCCAUGAAUCGAAGCAAAUAACUGGCGCCAAGGACCUCGGGAGGCAAAUCCAGAUGCACCCCACGCCAUCCAGGUAUGAAAGUAACUCACUUGACUUUUCUUUAACAUACUUGCAAACUAUAACUGAGAAUAUGUUUCAGGCUGAUAUUCGUAACGAGCGUGCAACCGUUAGUUACAGAGGUGAAAAAAAUGGUUAUGCAGGUCCGGCAGUGCAUACCUGCAUGAUUUAUGUAGAAAAACAAAGCUUAAUGGUACCUCGGUGA